AUGCUUACCUUAGUUCCUUUAACCUUCCAGCCUGAGUCUGCGGAUGGAUCUUCAUUCGUUGCUUCAAUCGGAACAUAUCAGACCUACGACUCGAGACCAAUUCCCAAUCCAAGUGUGGAUCCUCUAUGGCUACCCGAUCAGGAAGAUAUGGCAUUGAUGUUGGCCCAACUACGAGCAUAUAUUCAAGAUGGCAACGGUGAAUUUCUCUCCGGCGGAAUAUACUGGUGGGGCGAUCUCAGCAAGCUUCCCACAUCUGCAGCCCCUUCGAUGAGUGCAAUGACGACAGAAGACACUCACCGACGCUUGGCAUUUUAUCAUGUCUGCUUCGCCCUGGCUACGUCUGUUGAUCAUGCGGCUUUCCAUCGAUCAGACCAGCAUGCGGGAGGGGCUUUCUUCAAGCGCGCACGAAAGCUUCUUGGAAACCCUUUGGAUACUGUACGAUUCACUCUGGAUGAUGUGCCGGUCUUGACCCUUAUGGGAUUCUAUUUAAUCGAACUCAACCGCAGAGAUUCAGCUUACGUAUAUGUCAGCCUAGCAAUUCAUAUCGCCAUAAUACAUGGGGCAUUCAGGUCAUGUAAUGACGAAGCGAGUAAACGCACUUUCUGGACCCUAUAUAUAUUGGAUAGAUGGCUUUCCGUACUGAUGGGACGCCCACCGACUCUACUUGAUGAAGCGAUCAGGCUACCUUUACCAAGCGAUGUGCCUUCAAUGCCACCGUGUGCAGGCCUCCGAGCACACGUCGAGCUAUCCCGCAUCUCUGGCUACAUUGUUUGUGAAACAUUCAAAAUCGCCCCGAGACACUACCAACGUGGAUAUUCGACCCUACACGUGGAUAAGGCUCUGGAAUUGCUCGAAGACUGGAAGCUGCAAUUGCCACCGGUACUAGCUGUCCACAUAGACGCUGAUCCUGCGGUCCUCUCUCUGCAUCUAGCUUCGAACCAGCUCAUUGUCCUCGCAACUCGGCCGAUCCUACUUGCCGCUGUCAAGCAAGCUGUUGCUGAACGCUACAUGAACGGCCAAUGGUCUGUGCAGCAACACGCGCAUAGCAAAUAUGUUCAAGCUUGCUCAAAGGCUGCUCAGCGUAAUUUGUCGUCAGCUCAACGAUUGCGGUCAACGAGGAAGCUACUGCAGGCCGGUUUGCACUUUGUCUUCAACGCGGCUGUUAUCCUGAUACUAGAUCGGAUUCUUCACUCUUCUAGCACCGAAGCCUCGCCGGCUCUGCUCAACACCGCAGUGUAUGCCUCCGAGAUAGACUUUGCCAUGCGCACCUUUGAGGAGGAGUCAAGAACGGGUACCAACUACCCCAGAGACUGCUACAAGGUUUUGCAAGAUCUCAAGGCUCUAGUUGAUCGCUACCUGUCUCAUGGCCAUGGACACUUCGAGCAAGGAAAUGACCCUGGCCUAGUCAUUAGUACUCCUGGACCGCAGUACAGUGCCCAGCGAGGCCCAGAAAUCCAAGGAAGUCCAUCGAACAUGACAGCGGGUACUGUGUACCAGGAGCUGCGAACCUGGAUGCAAAGUGACGGGCUAAAGCUACAUAACAGCUUACUCAUUUGA
Alternaria arborescens is the source of this 1557-nucleotide messenger RNA. RefSeq lists its product as hypothetical. Gene Ontology annotation, molecular function: DNA binding; zinc ion binding. The transcript is spliced from 4 exons. NCBI's taxonomy places the organism in Eukaryota, Fungi, Ascomycota, Dothideomycetes, Pleosporales, Pleosporaceae. The record is from RefSeq and is a predicted model, not a curated record. Gene Ontology annotation, biological process: DNA-templated transcription. The coding region runs from base 1 to 1557 and encodes 518 amino acids.